CGGAGUAAACGCUACAACUUUAUUAUUCUGUUUUUGAUAAAGGAGAAAAACUUGUUUUUCUCUCUCAGUUUGGCGAGGAAUGUUUUAUUUCCAGAAAUUAAACGGAACACGAAAUACCCGUGAAUGCUUUGUGGAAAGUUUGGUUUGGGAUUAGGUGCUGAAUUAAGUUGGCUGGAAGCUGGAAAGGAAAGAAAAAGAAUUGCAUCUAUUCCAAUGUCAUCAGAGGAUAAGAGUGUGAAUCCCUCUGACCAAGGACCUUCUCCUCCGCUGAGCAGUGCUGGGGCUACGCUCUCCGGAAGCCCUGCCCCUGCUGACAGACGUGACAGUGGUCGGCCCUGCGAGGACUCUGCGAACUCCACUACUAAACCCAAACAAAAGUCUCGUAGUCGAGGCGGUGCUCAGGUAGAUGAUGAUGACAGCAUGGACGGGACGGACGUCGCACAGCCACCAGAGAUGGAAGCAAUGGAGCUGGACGUAGAUGAGGAGGAGGAGGACUUUUCACGGCCACUGUCCCCACUCUUCCAGCGCUCUGUGUCUGAGGACUCAGCCGGCUCAUCAGCCUCGAGCACUAUGAAAGCCAAAUCCAGAAAAAAGUUGUGUGCCUUCUGUUACUGUGGUGAGCAGAGUGUGUUGGGUCAGGGUGAGCUGAAGCUUUUCGGCCCGACGCCGGGCUACGUCCCGCUGCACAUCCGCAACCGUCGCGGCAGCUCUGAAAAGGACGACGACUACCACGAUGAAGACGAGCUGAAGGACUUCAACAACGACCAUGACAAUGCCCGGAGCCCAGGCCAGCAUGGGAGGGGCCUGAAAAAAAUCAGCUCUCCAGACAGCGGCCUGCACUCAUCCUCAGCUCCAGGGAGCUCGGACCCAUUUGGCGAGGAGCCCAGUCACAAACUGUGGGACGAACUAGGACAGAUCGGCCUCCCUCCCGACAUCAACGUUCAGUCCUUGUUCGACCCCACUGGGCAGUGCUGUGCUCAUCUGCACUGUGCAGCCUGGUCAGAUGGGGUUUGGCGAGGUGAGGGAGGCCAGACUCAACUCUACGUGGAUAAAGCCAUUGACUCAGGGAGCACAGAGUACUGUGCAUAUUGUAAGCGCCUUGGAGCCUCCAUUAAGUGCUGUGAGGAAGGCUGUAGCCGCUCCUACCAUUACCCAUGUGCUGCCGCCGCCGGCACCUUUCAGGACGUCAAGACAUACACAACGCUGUGUCCUGACCAUAUCCAGCUGGCCCUCACCAAAUUUAAAGACGAGGUGAAGUGUAUGCUGUGUGAUAAUCCUAAUCCAGGUGAUCUGCACGACCAGCUAUUCUGCACUACGUGCGGUCAGCACUACCAUGGUGCAUGUCUGGAUGUCGUUGUCACUCCAUUAAAGAGGGCAGGCUGGCAGUGCCCAGAGUGUAAGGUCUGCCUGAUGUGCAGAAACCCCGGGGAGGACAGCAAGAUGCUGGUAUGUGACAUGUGUGAUAAAGGCUAUCACACCUUCUGCCUUCAGCCUGUUAUAGACUCCAUCCCCACCAACGGCUGGAGAUGUAAGAACUGUCGGACAUGUGCACAGUGUGGGGCUCGAUCCACAGGCCAGUGGUCAUCCAAUAUCCUGUGCGACUGUUGCCAACAGCAACAAGACCCCACCGUUUCUUGUCACAUUUGCAGCAGGGGCCAGGACACCGAUGCUCCUAAGGACACACUCACCUGCAACACCUGCAAGAGGUGGGUUCAUGUGGAGUGUGAUAAGAGUUGGAAGCCUGGUGCAGAGGCGCAGGUUCAGUACACAUGUACGUGUUGUCAGCAGGUGGACCAGAGCACCACAGAGCACACUCAGAUUCACUCUUCACAGCAGGCUGUGCUCGCUGACCCUGAAGGAACUACAGAUGCUUUCAUGGCAGUCGAGACGGAGGAGGAGGACGUUUCACUGGACAACACUGUUGAUUCUGUGCCAGAAGAGCCAGAUGAGUCUCCAUCAGGUAUAGAGACUGCUCAGGAGAUCCAGGUUACGGUGACUCUGACUGAAGGGUCAUCCUCACUCCAUCACUCGUCUGCUCUGUCAUCCCCACUCUCAUCCCAGUCUUGUGCCGCUGUGGUGGACCAAGAUGAUGAGGCAUUGCAUGAAACCAUAAUGCCAAUGGAAACUGGAAAGGAGGAGGACAUCAUGCGUGAGCCCGAGCAAGCCGGGGAGCCAGCUCCGAAAGCUUUUCUCCCUUUGCUUACCAAAGAAUCACAGGGGGAGCCCAUGGAGUUUUCUACUUCAGCUCUAAAGGAGGUAGUAGGGGAGAAUACCCAUGCCUCUCUGGAUACCUCUUUGGUUGUGGAUAUUGACCAGAACCUGGAAAAUAAUCUGGGACAAAGGGAGGAGGCAAAUGAGGAAGAGGAGGUGGCAUCUGAGCAGGCUUCGUCUGUAGAGGUGAACGUACCUCUGGGCACAGAAAGCAGCCCAACUCUGGAGAUGGUUACCACGCCUGGAAGUGAGCUCAGCUUUUCAGGCUUCAGCUCUCCUGCCACAGAGGACAAGACACCGAGCUUGAAGCGUUCUCCAGCAUUUUCCCCAGACAGCUCAGCCAAGCUGUGCCAGUCACCCUUUUCAUUGGAGACCUCACCCAGACACACACCUGGACACAACUCCUAUGGGUACAGCCUGGGUGUGCCUGCAGCUGCAUUCUUUCCAAUCACCCCAAAAAUUGGCAUGGGCAAACCAGCCAUCUCAAAGAGGAAGUUUUCUCCGGGGAGACCUAGAGUGAAGCAGGUUGGAUGGAGCAGUCGUAGUGCAGUAAGCUCUCCUUCCUGGUCUCCGGAGCACUCCGAGGCUUUUGAUGGCUUUAAGAACCGGCAGCAGAGCGAGUUCGUCUGGACGGCCAGACUGGGUCGUGGAUCAGGCUUCCCGGGGCGGAGGCGUCCCAGAGGAGCUAACCUGUCUGGCAGAGGGGGCAGGGGACGAUCUAGACUGAAGACAGAAAGCAGCCUUCUUGUGACCCCUGGGAGUAUUAUAGAGGCUCCCUAUGUGGUUAAAGAAGAGGAGAACUCCAUGCACAACACAGUGGUGUUGUUCUCCAGCUCAGACACCUUCACCCUCAGACAGGACAUGUGUGUGGUGUGUGGGAGUUUCGGUCAGGGUGCUGAGGGCAGACUCUUGGCUUGCUCCCAGUGUGGUCAGUGCUACCACCCAUUCUGCGUCAACAUCAAGAUUACUAAGGUGGUGCUGAGUAAAGGCUGGAGAUGUUUGGAGUGCACAGUGUGUGAGGCGUGUGGACAGGCCACCGAUCCUGGCCUCUUACUGCUGUGCGACGACUGUGAUAUCAGCUAUCACACCUACUGCCUGGACCCGCCACUGCAGAAUGUACCUAAGGGCAGCUGGAAGUGUAAAUGGUGUGUAUCGUGUACCCAGUGUGGCGCCACGUCCCCCGGCCUGCACUGCGAUUGGCAAAAUAACUACACACAGUGUGGCUUGUGUGCCAGCCUAGCUGUAUGCCCAGUGUGUACACAGAGCUACAGGGAGGAGGAGCUGAUCCUCCAGUGCCGACAGUGCGACAGGUGGAUGCACGCCCUCUGUCAGGGUCUGAACUCUGAUGAGGAGGUGGAGAAUGCAGCAGAUGAUGGGUUUGACUGCACUAUGUGCAGAAUGCACACUCCCUGCACUCAAGGUACCAAUUGUGCGAAGUUCACUGACAACAGUGAGCCCCCAGUGGUUAUACAGCCUGUGCCUAGGAUCAGGGACUAUGAUUUCCAGAAGACAUACACUCAGGAUGGUGUGUGUCUGACUGAAUCAGGUCUUUGCCAGCUUCAGAGUCUGUCUGCCUCAUCUGGUCGACGCCGGAGGCCCAAACCCAAACUCAAGCUCAAGAUCAUCAACCAAAACAGCGUGGCAGUGCUGCAAACACCACCAGAUCCACAGUGUGACUUCUCUCGAGAGGGUGACAUAGACGACAGCAGAGAAGGGGAUCUGAUGGACUGUGAUGGCAAGUCAGACUCAAGCCCUGAGCGAGAACCCAAUGAUGAAGACCUAAAGGGUGCAGACAGUUUGGACAGCAUGAAGAAGAGAAAGAGGAAACCCUACAGGCCAGGCAUUGGUGGGUUUAUGGUGCGCCAGAGGAGUAAGACCGGGCAAGGCAAAGCUAAACGAUGCCUAAGCAGGAAGGAUUCCAGUGGAUCUCUUACAGAGAACCUCAAUGGGAAAGAGGACGGUUGGAAUGAACCAGACACCCCUGUGGACGAGAUGCCUCCAGUGGCCGAGAUGCCUCCAGUGGCCGAGUCUUUGGAAAAGGUCAAAAAGAGAUACAGGAAGAAAAAAAACAAACUGGAGGAAUACUUUCCCUCCUACCUUCAGGAGGCUUUUUUUGGAAAAGAUCUGCUGGAUAAAAGUAAGCAGAUUAAACAGUCAUUGGAAACGGCACCAGUAGAAGGACAAGCUUACAGAGAGAGCAAGCCACCCAGCGCCAACUCCAGCUUCCUGGACCCAUCUUCUGAUCCUCUUCUAAGUGCUGCAGCCACUCCUAUCUCCAGCAAAGCUACCACUCUCAUCAAUGCACAGGAUCCCAUAGCUGAGCUGGUUCUGCAGCCUGAUGAUGAUCUCCUGGGCAUGCUGUCGGAUAACCUGGCCAAACCGGACCAUGAGUCAGGUCUUGAUUUAUGUCCUUUCCAGGUGGAAAGCUUCCCCCUUCUGUUCGCUGGAUUGGACAUUGAGGGCAUUUCUGAAGACCCCCCAGGUCCUCCCCAACUUGCUUCUGUUCGGGGGCCUCGGCAGAUGCAGGAAGAACCUCUAGAUGUGAUUCUCAGCCCUGAACUGGACAAGAUGGUGAAUGAUGGAUCUAUUCUCAGCAAACUCCAGAUUCCAGAACUGGAGGGGAAAGAGGUGGAAGACUUAUUUACAGCAGUGCUAAGCCCAACCACGUGUCAGUCACCACAAGUAGCACAGCUUCCCAACAUUGUCCCCAAUAUGCCACUCAUGCCAGUUUCACACCAGGGUCCAGGAGCUAGUGGCAUGUUCCCUCGUAUGCCCAUGAUUAAUGGUAUGAUGGGUCCUAAUUCUACUCUUCCUUCAAAUCCUCUGAUGUCUGGAGCUGGUGUUGCAGGCACGUUUUCUCCCAUUCACCGGAUGCCUUUUCCUGAGAGUAUAAGGGAGAAGUUUAGCCAGAUUGGAGAUAAUAUGGCUGGUCCCUGGGGUGCCUCUGGUCCUAUUUCUGGUCCAGCCCCCUCAGCAGAGCCAGAAACAGAUGCCAUGUCUAAUGCCCAAAAAAGUACACUGAAGUGGGAGAAGGAGGAAAGCCUUGGAGAGAUGGCUACGGUGGCACCUGUACUCUACACCAAUGUUAACUUUCCCAGCCUAAAAGAGGACUUUCCUGAUUGGACAACUAGGGUAAAGCAAAUUGCCAAACUGUGGAGGAAGGCUAGUUCUCAGGACAGAGCUCCAUAUGUGCAAAAGGCUCGGGAUAACCGAGCAGCCCUUCGCAUUAAUAAGGUUCAGUUGUCUAAUGACACUCUAAAGAGACAGCAACAGCAGCAUGUUUCUGACCAUUUUGACUCGAGCAUCCCAAGCAUGGACACUGAGCUUCUCUUCAAAGACCCACUCAGACAAAAGGAAUCGGAGCAUGAGCAGGAGUGGAAAUUCAGACAGAAGGGAGAAUUAAAUCUGAUGUUGGGACCCGGACAGGAAAAGGUCCCAAAAAGCAAAGCCAUAAAAUCAACAAAUAAAGGCGUCCUUUUUGGACAUUCCAACCAGGCAUCUAUAGCUGCAGGAUGUGGAAAAAAAUCUCUGCAAAUGAGACAAAAGAGCAAACAGCAGGCAAAGAUUGAAGCAACACAGAAGCUUGAACAAGUUAAAAAUGAACAGCAACAACUUCAGCAGCAGCAACAGCAACAACAGUUCAGUGGCCAGUCAGUUGAAGACACCCCUAACGGUGAGAGUGAAAGCCCCUUGACAUUACGGCCCACCAAUGGAGAUAACACACCCCCUCAACAGCCCAUCAAGGAUACCUUCGUGAGGCCCCAACUUCCUGGAACACCAAACCCAACCUCAUCUUCAGACGAUGUAUUUUUGCGCCCCCAGCUUCCACCCCCAUCGGCAGUAGCAAAACCCCUUACCCAGGACACACAGUAUUCACAAGGGUCAUCCUCUCAGCCUCAGUCCCCUCAGAUGUUUUCACCUGGUUCGUCUGGUUCACGCCCAUCAUCUCCUUGGGAUCCGUAUGCUAAAAUGGCCGGUACUCCUCGACCCCAGCCAUGUGGAUCAAGUACUCCUCGCAGAGGCUCGAUGUCCGACAUGCAGGUGCGGGGCGGGCCAUCCCCUGCACAUGAGCCCUUUGGCUCGCCUACAUCUGCAAAUGUUGACAUGUAUUCAAAACCGCCAGACACACCCAGGCCAUCAGACCCAUUUGUGAAACCUCUUGGACCUCCCAGGGCUGGACCUUUGGCAGAGCAGCAGCAACUUCAUCAUCAACAACAGAUUAGACAUAUGUUGCCUAGUACUACAUCAGGGGACAAUUUUACAAGGCUGAAUAUUAGACCAGACCACUACCAGCAAAUGCCUCCCCGUGUGGGUUUUUCAGACACUUACUCAAGGCCACUACUAACCCCUAAUGAAUCUGGCUCUGCGGCACUAUUUAAAACUCCUAUGCCUCCCUCACAAGACAUGUUUAAUACAGCUCAGCCAGGCAUGAGACGUGCAUCAUGUGAAGGUUUCUCUCAGGGUCAGCAAAAUGAUCCUUAUUUACAUCAGCCUCUCACUCCUCAUCCGUCAAUGGGAGAUGUCCUUAGCAAUGAGGGCAGAAUUAAGUGUCAGGGUUCAGGAGGUCAUUUUGCACAGCCUAUGCCUAUGGCCAGGCAUCCCCAAAGGAAUGCAUAUGUGCAAGCACCAUCUACGCCAAGACCAGAUUACUCCCAGCAAAUGGAUGAGUCUUAUGCUCACCCUCUUGGCACUCCUCAAUCUCAUGAUCCCUAUGCUCAUCCCCCUGGGACCCCAAGACCACAUACAGACACAUUUUUAGUGCCUUCAUCAACACCUCAACCUGCUUCUACAGAUCCAUUUUCUCAUUCACAAUCUAGCUUUAGGCAAUCUCCUGCUCACAGUAUGGAUCCAUAUGCCCAAAUGCCAGGUACACCAAGACCAGCAACAGGAGAAAGGUACCCUAAAUCUCCAGGUAGCCAGAGAAAUACAGAUGCUUACAUGCAAGCUGCUGCAACACCUCGGCCAGCCAAAAUAGACCCAUAUAGCCAGGCACCCGGAACACCUAGACCCGUUUUUAAUGACCCAUAUGCUCAGCCUCCAGGAACCCCAAGGCCAGAUCAAUUUAGCAAUCAGCCUCAAAACAGGAUGCAUGAUUCAUUUGCUCAUCCAGCUGGUCCAGGUUUUCAAACUCCAAAGAACCUUGGCAUUCCAGAUGAAAAUGCAUCCUUGCCCCAGCCAAAUCCUAAUCAAACACCUGUUCAUGACCCUUUUGAGCAAGCCCCUUUGACCCCAUGUCCACAGUCAGAUGAAAGAAUGGCUCCUCCAAAUACAAGCAACUCUUCUGUUAUUCAGGAUGCAAUGCAGUCACCACUGCUGGAUACAGAGGACAAGCUUAACAAGCAUCAGAAAUUACGGCAGCUAAUCUUAAAACAGCAGCAGCACAAGCGUGCAAUUCGACAGGAGAAGGGACUUCAGGAGGCUUCUAUUAAUUCAGCACCUGGGACUCCUUUGCACUGGUCUCAAGAAGAUUCUGGACCACAAAAUGAUGUAUUCGGCCGCCCGCCACCACCAUAUCCUGGAACUGUGAGACCUCCACUAAUGCAGGGAGGACAAAGAUGUCCUGGAAUUUUUCUUGAGCAACGGCCGCCAUGCCCUAAUGAGACCCAGUGUCCUCGACCUCCGUUUUCUAGAGAUAUGAACAAUAUGGUUAUGCGACCACAAGGGGCAAGAUUUGGGUUCAUACCUGGAUCAACAGGUCAGGAGGCAUAUCUCAGGCCUCCAAACCAGAUUCAAGCGGGACCACUGGUUGAAAAUUUUCCUCCACAGAUGAGAAGGUCUCUGUCAGUCGAUCUUUCUAGAUCGAUGGGAGGCAAACCUCAAAUGGGCCUUCCACAACACUUCCCUCCACGUGGCCUUCCAGUGCAGCAGCACAAUAUAAUGGGCCAGUCUUUUAUUGAGCUUCGUCACAGGGCUCCAGAGAAUAGAGUCAGACUACCAUUUAUGCCACCCAACAUCUCUGACCAUACUAAUCAUUCCCAAAGGCCCCCCAACACUUUAAUGGGAGGACACAAUAUGGCAUUUGUUGGAAACCAAAGUUUGCGGCCACUGACUCCAAUCAUAGGUCAACCUCAGCAAGGAACUGUUAAUCACCUACAGUUGUCAGCAAGCAUGGAAAACCUGCAUCAGCAAACAAACCUGACAGAUAACACUGCUCCAGUAUCACAUUUAGGAAAUGGUUUGGUACUUAAUUCUACACAACCUGAGCUUCUGAAUGCAACACUCUCUGGUCCAGCAGAGGAGAUCCCAUUGCCUUGUGGUGAUGGUAUCGAGGAGAAGUUGGAUGCAGAUGACUCUGCAGUAAAAGACCUGGAGGAUGUGGAGGUUAAGGAUUUGGUUGAUGAAGAUUUGGAGAACUUGAACCUUGAUCCAGAAGAUGGCAAGGUUUUAGAUCUAGACACACAUUACCUUCACCUUGAUGAUUUCAUUGAAUCUGGAAAUUUUGACCUUAUUGCUUAUGCAGAUCCUGAGCUAAAUCUUGAGGACAAGAAGGAUAUGUUUAAUGAGGAGCUUGAUCUAAGUGACCCUAUAGAGGAUGGCAGUGAAGAGACCUCUGAAUUGUCUAAGAAUAAACAUGACAGUGGUAAAGGUGAAUCCCAUCAACCAGUAAGUGAUCUGAAGGAUGUAGAAGCUUCUGGCUCACAAACGGACUACCUGUCAGAAGAAUCUUGUGGUAGUCUGCUGACUGCAAGCCCCAUUAAAACAGAGGUCAAACCGGGUUCAGUCAUCAGUCAGGGUCAUUCGGUUUGUGAAGGUUCAAUGAAUGACACCAGGCCGCUGAGUAGUACAGAUAGUCAAGCAGAUGUGUCCAGCCUCAUGGAGCCAUCAGGUGCCUCUUCUGGCUCUGCUCCAGUACUCGCUAACCUUUUGACCAAAGAGAAUCUUGAAGGCUCUCAGGUUGGCUCUGUUGUUUCCACUCACAAAGGUGAUCUUGCCCAGCCUAAUGGCACAGAACCUAAUUCAAACAUGGGAAUGAUAAUGAUGCAAGGGCAAGGUAGAAGCCCUGGGAUUAACCCUUUAAUGACAGCAGGGCACAGAAUGGAUGCAUCACUGGGAAACUCGAGUAUAAUGUCUGUAAGCAACCAUCAGUUACCAGUCCAAGGCUUUGAAUCCUCCCCUGGAAAGCAAGUGGAUAUAAAUCAACCCAUGAUAGGUGGCCAGCAACCUGUUUCACACACCCAUCCUUCUCCAGGCCAGCAGGUGAUGUUCCCACAGGGCUCCAUUGGGCAGCAGGGACAUAACAUACAACAAUGCCAACAAAACAGGCCUCUGCUGUUAGAUGAGCAGCCCCUCCUUCUACAAGAACUGCUGGAUAAGGAGAGGGAGGAGCAGCAACAGCAAAGACAGAUGCAGGCCAUGAUUCAGCAACGUUCAAAUGACCCAUUUUUCCCUAAUAUUGACUUCGAUGCUGUUACUGAUCCGAUAAUGAAGGCAAAGAUGGUGGCUCUGAAAGGAAUCAAUAAAGUAAUGGCACAGAAUAGCAUGGGAAUGCCACCCAUGGUCAUGAACAGAAUGCAGCAGAUGCCUGUAGCACAUGGGCCAGAUGCACUCAGUCACCCUCAGCAUGUUUUAGGACCGGAUGGGAAGCUAAUAUCACAGCUGGCGAGGCCAACCCCUCCCACGUUUGGACCGGGUUUUGUCAAUGAUGCCCAGAGAAAGCAAUAUGAGGAGUGGCUGCAAGAUACUCAACAGCUUCUUCAAAUGCAGCAGACAUUUCUGGAAGACCAGAUUGGGGCUCACAGAAAAUCCAAGAAAGCCCUCUCUGCAAAACAGCGCACAGCUAAAAAGGCAGGUCGAGAGUUUCCAGAGGACGAUGCACAGCAGCUAAAACAUGUGACCGAACAGCAAGGUGUCAUUCAGAAGCAAUUGGAACAGAUUCGAAAGCAGCAGAAAGAACAUGCUGAGCUAAUUGAGGAGUACCGCGUCAAGCAGCAACAACAGCGAAGUCUCCAGCCCCCCAUUAUGAAUCCAAUGCAGUCCAUGCCAGCAAUGCAAGGUCAGCCACCUGGCAUGAUGCCUGGUGGACCCCACAUGGGCCAGCCCAUGAUGGGUCCUAUGCAACCCCAUCCAGGUAAACCAAAUCCUCCUCGAAUGCCUAACUUGCCUGGCUGGCACCCAGCCAGCUCUGGACCCAUGGGCACACCAAUAGCAGGACCCAGGAUGGCCUCACACAUGCUGCCUCAAAUGCCACCAGCCACCCCAGGCCAGCCACCACCAGUGCAGCCGACACCUUCCAUGGUGCCACCUGGCACGCCUUGCAGUGUACCUGGAGGUCAUGGGGGUGGACAGACAUCCCACGUAAAGUUUGAUGACAACAACCCAUUCAGCGAAGGCUUCCAGGAACGGGAACGUCGUGAAAGACUGCGGGAACAGCAAGAGAGACAGCGGGUACAGCUAAUGCAAGAGGUGGAGAGGCAAAGGGCACUUCAGCGGCUGGAACUAGAACAACAGAGCACUGGCAUGGCUCCAGAUGCUAAGCGGGACAACUUGGCUCAAAUGCCCUUCUUCAAUGCCAACCUGCCCCAGGAUUUCAUGCAGCCUGCCAGACCUCAGCAGUCACAGCAGAUGGGCUCCAUGUUUCCCCAGCAGAGUGGAACAUCUCUAGAUUUUGUGAACCCUAGCCCAGGCGUAAUGCAACCUGGGGACCGCAGAUCCAUAGUUGGAAAUGCUACUUUUCCAGGCCAGGAAAUGGGGCUAAAUUUCCGGCCAAAGAAUCCAAUGAUGCACUUCAUGCCAGGUCAGCCUCGGCCACCGAUGAUGCCCGAAGGUGGAGUUGACACCUCGUUGGUUGGCGUGGAGUCAGCACCGCAUGUGUCUUCUAAUUAUGCUGGCUCAGGCCAGUCCCUCAUACAGCUGUACUCCAACAUCAUCCCUGAAGAGAAAGGCAAGAAAAAAAGAAAUCGUAAGAAAAAGAAGGAUGACGAUGCUGAAUCAGUGAAGACACCCUCCACGCCACAUUCAGAUUCCAAUGCUCCUCUGACCCCAUGUGUUUCAGACACAUCAUCCACUCCUACUCGCAGUGCUGCCUUGCUGGGCGACCAUGAUUCAUCUGAUCUCUCUAAUUCCAUGUCCUCUAUCUCUGGCCUGCCUCCAACAGAGCUCGAUAGGCAGCUGUCUGGAAGUGACAGUCUAUUUAGACGACAGUCUAGCAUGUGUUCAGAAUCAGAUCAGGGAACCCUGGAUGAGACUCUGGAGAUAAAGCAGGAGAAGAUGGAGGCGAGUGUAUGCCAGGGACCCGAUGAAGAUGUAGGAUCUGGACACAGUGCUGAAACGGGCCUAGUUAAGAUCGAGACAAGUGGUGAGGGAAUUUCUCCCAGCAUCCCGGACAAGAGUCCAGCACAUGGUAGCAAGGAUGACUCUGGGAAUGAACUCCUUAAACACUUGCUAAAUAAUAACAAGAGCACACCUCCAUCAGCAACUACACCCCUUCCACACCGUGUGACAAGUGACAGCCUGCGAUCAGAGGAAGAGGAGGGGGGUGUAAAGUGUCAGUUGCCUGAUCAUCUGAACUCUCUUGAAACUUCACUGCCAGAGCAAGGCAAAAAGAAACAGCGCAAUAAGAGAGCACCAAAGGUAGGGGCUGAGAAACCCCAGUCUCGCUGGAAGAAGAGGAAGAAGGAGCAGGAGGAGCAAGUGGUUUAUCAGACCACUGAGACGUUAAUGACGCAACUCAAACAGCAGCUUUCCCUGCUUCCCCUGAUGGAGCCCCUAAUUGGGGUAAACUUUGCCCAUUUCCCCCCAUAUGGCAGUGAGCAGCUGAAUGGAGAGAACAGACUUUCUGGGUCUUUUGGAAGUGCCUCACUGGAUGGAGUUACUGAUUACUACUCACAGCUGAUCUAUAAGCAAAACAACCUGAGCAAUCCUCCAACACCACCUGCAUCUCUGCCUCCUACUCCUCCUCCGGUAGCCAGGCCGAAAAUGUUGAAUGGUUUUGCCACAGCUGAGGAGCUUGCCAAGAAAGCUGCAGUUAUGAGUGUAUCGAAAAGCUUGGGACAGAAGCAGCUGCCGAACCUCCUGACUCAGGCCAUUUCUCAGGGACCCAAGGCUGUUGAUGUGCCUGCAUCCCUGCCCACACCUCCCCAUACCAAUCAGGAGGAGCUCCGCGGGCAAGACCACUCUGACAGAGACACACCAGACAGCUUCGUCCCUGCCUCAUCUCCAGAGAGUGUAGCUGGCAUGGAGAUUGGUCGAUACCCAGACCUGUCUCUAGUGAAAGAGGAGCCUCUGUCACCAGCACUGUCUCCCACCAUUUCUAUGCUACCCAGUGCCAGUGGAAAAGGCACAGAACUCUUGCAGUGGGAGGUAAAGAAAGAACCCCAAAACGCCUUCUUUGGAUCACAAUUUGAUCAGUCUUCCUCCUGCUCAAAGGCUGGUCUGGUAUCAGUAGCGCUCACACUAAAUCCAGCAGCAGCUCAGAAUAUACAGGGAUUGAUGACGGCCAUAGCCAACUUGCUCUGCGUACCUGUUCCUGCCAGCUAUGACGUAUCACGCACCUUGAGCCCUGACUCACGAAACUCACUUGCCAUGCUGGCAAACCUCCAAGUCCCGUCAUCUCAUGGGCUCAAGCCCUACCAGGUUGCCCUGCUUCAGUCUGGGAUGAGGUUCCCCAGACCUAUGGCACCUUCUGGCCCCCUGACUCAAAACUUCACACCAAGUGGUGCAGUCAGACCACAAUAUCAAAUGAAUGAAAGGAGCCCAGGGCAAAAACUGCAGUGGUGCGCACAGUGCAAGGUGGUGGUUCUGGGAAAUGGAGUCUGCAGAUUGACUAAAAAGGAGGGCCAGACCUGGACUGAGGGGAGCAUCGUCUUCUGCAGCCACAACUGCUUGGUUCUGCACACAUCAGUCAUGCAGAAUAAAGCAGUAGAAAGCAAGUCAAAUAUGGCUGUACCACCUGAUUCUGAUGAGAAGAGCCCCAACAAGGUUCCCCAUCAAUACAGCAACAACAUGUCCACCCUGGAUGUCCACUGUCUGGCCCAGAUGCAGCCCAAGUAUUCUCCUCCAUCCUCUCCUCCCAUCUUGUUUCCUUCUAUCUUCCUUGUGACACCAAAGUCUGAGAUCAAGCAUGAUGCUCUAAAGGUCAGAGUGAAGCUGAAACCUCGGCCCCGUGCCAUCCACAACGAAGCAGAUGACCCACACUACCCAUCUGCAAAGCGCUGGAAAGGACUGCGUUGGCGCAAGUGGAGCGUCCAGAUUGUGGUGCCCAAAGGAAGGUUUCAGAUGCAGAAUGAUGAUGAGCUGGAAGAGCUGCUGAGGAGACUCGAUGCAUCACUGCGACCCGAACCACUACCAAGAGACACGCGUCGCUGCUGUUUCUGCCACGAGGAGGGAGAUGGCCUCACCGACGGACCAGCUCGCCUCCUAAAUCUUGAUCUGGACGUGUGGGUGCACUUGAAUUGUGCACUCUGGUCCACCGAGGUUUAUGAGACACAGGCGGGUGCACUUAUUAACGUGGAAAUGGCAUUGCGCCGUGGCCUCAGUGUGCGCUGCUCCUACUGUCAGCAAAUAGGUGCGACCAGUGGCUGCCAUCGACUACGAUGCACCAACGCUUACCACUUCACCUGUGCCAUCAAGGCCCAAUGCACCUUCUUCAAGGACAAGACCAUGCUAUGCCAGUUGCACAAACCACGAAUGGGCAGUGGUACAGCAUCCACCAUUCCCGGUCUGAUGGGCCAUGAGCUGCGGUGCUUCACUGUAUACCGCCGCGUUUACGUGCAAAGGGACGAGGCGCGCCAGAUCGCCAGUGUGAUGCAGCGUGCUGACCGUGAGCACACUUUCCGUGUGGGCAGCCUGGUGUUCCAUGCAGUCGGGCAGCUUCUGCCACAACAGAUGGAGGCUUUCCACUCCUCAACAGCCAUCUUUCCUGUGGGCUAUGAGGCCAGCCGGAUCUACUGGAGCAUGCGCCACGCGAGCCGACGCUGCCGUUAUCUCUGCUCUAUUGACGAGAAAGAUGGGGCACCAGAGUUCACCAUCAGGGUAGUGGAACAAGGCUACGAGGACCUGCUACUGACCGGGUCCUCCCCUAAAGGUGUGUGGGAUAAGGUUCUGGAGCCUGUGGCUGAGAAGAGAAAUGAGACCGGUACUCUUAAACUGUUCCCUGUCUACCUGAAGGGCGAAGACUUGUUCGGACUCACCGUCACUGCAGUUACCCGGAUUGUGGAAUCGUUGCCAGGAGUGGAGUCAUGUGCUAACUACACGUUCCGUUAUGGUCGUAACUUGUUGAUGGAGCUUCCUCUGGCCAUCAAUCCAUCAGGAUGUGCUCGUUCUGAACCUAGGCCAUGCACGCAUGCCAAGAGGCCUCACACUCUGACCAGCGGUUGCUCUGCAAAAGUUGUGCAGACCAAUGGCAGUCCAACUGAGCUCAUCGGUGCUCCCUAUAGUAAACAGUUUGUGCAUUCCAAGUCCUACCAGUACCGGCGCAUGAAAGCGGAGUGGAAGUCCAACGUCUACUUAGCUCGCUCACGCAUCCAGGGCUUGGGACUGUACGCUGCUAGAGACAUUGAGAACUACACCAUGGUGAUUGAAUACAUUGGCACCAUCAUUCGUAACGAGGUGGCAAACCACAAGGAGAAGAUGUACGAAUCACAGAACCGUGGCGUUUACAUGUUCCGCAUCGACAGUGAGCAUGUCAUUGAUGCAACCAUAACAGGAGGGCCUGCACGGUACAUUAACCACUCCUGCGCACCCAAUUGUAUAGCUGAGGUCGUGACCUUUGAGAGAGGCAGCAAAAUCAUCAUCAGCUCCAACCGGCGAAUACAGCGUGGAGAAGAGCUGUGUUACGACUACAAGUUUGACCUGGAAGACGACCAGCAUAAGAUUCCCUGUAACUGUGGUGCAGUAAACUGCAGGAAGUGGAUGAACUGAAUACGAAAAAACUGAGCGAAUGUUCCAAGUGCACAUGUAUGCAUUCCUUCUGAUCUUUUUCUACACCUGUUUCCACUCACCUAGUCUAAUUUUUACCUGAACAUAAACUUGAUCAGGGCAGAUGAGACCUCAGAACUGUAAUGAUCAGUGCACACAGGCCUGACUUUUAAAGAAACUGGAAAAAAAGUCGGGUAGAGUUUUAGGGUGACAGGUGAGAAAAAAAGGGGUAAUAAGUAAGGCUAAAACCCCUCACCCAGACACCAGGCUGCAUAGAGACACACUGGUCCCAGAUGAUGAGUGAUCCACUCAGCUGGGCGAGAGAGAAAAUGUACGUUUAAGGGGGGUGUUGGGGUUAAUUUUAGCAGCCCAGGAGGAAAUGAAGGUGCUGAGCACAGCCUUAUUUAGCUAACGAAGAGGCAGGUCCUCUGGAUAAAGAGUUCUAUACAGAUAAAUAUAUAUAUGAUUCUAUAAACGCAGAAAUGUAGACACCACUGAACGAGGAAUGUACUGAGAAGACUUCCUUAGGGAUAAAGCUAAGGGAAGAUUAACUUGCACUAAAAUCAACAACAACAAGAAAUAGUUUAAAAUACUUGAUUCCAUGAGUCAGUUUAUUUUUCCUUCGUGUUUGAUUUCUGUAAAAUAACAGGCAACUUUUCGUAUUUAUUAUGGACGGAAGCUAUUUUUUAAGCGCGCGGAUACGGAAGAACGUCAAGCUGCUGCAGAUGGCGCGGUGGAUUCAGUGGAACGUGUUACUUUAUAAUGUGUAAAUAUGAAUCUAAGAUCUAUUAUGCUACCUUCACUCGAGAGCUAUUUGGUUGUGCAUUUUUGCUCCUCUUCAGUUGAAAAUAAAAGAGUGAAAAAAAUAUAUAGAUAUAUAUAUUUAAGAAGGACGUUACGAUUUCCAGAGUCUGUGUUGUAUAAAAGUGUACAGAAUCUGUAAAAAAGAGAAAUGAUUUCAGAGUAUUUUUGUUGUAUUUAGAAUGUAGAUUUGUCUAAAAUCGGACCACUUGAAUAUUCUUUUCAUUUUCUUCUUUAAAACUUUUACUUUCCUUUACUUUUGCAAUCAAAGAAUGCAGAUUAUGCUGCACAGAUUGGCUCAUCCUAACUAUUAAUCACCACCAAUCACGUGCUUUGAGUUGAUGAUUUUUGUUCGAAUCCAGUAGUUCAGAAUGGAGAGGAAUCCAAAUACCUUCUCAUACUCCGUUACUUUGACAUGAUGAAAUGUAAAAUACACCCCUUUCCUUCCCUGUUGUUUACAUUAUUUUAAAAGAAAUGUUUUUUUUUUUUAGCUUUUAGAGGAAAAUUAUAGUAUGAUGUUUUGGUAAUAAUAAAGAAUUCAGAGCUGGUGAGAUACGUUGCUGUCCAGUUUGACAUGAAGUUUGGAUGUGUAAUAUAAACAUGAUGUAUUUUUUGAACUUUCAAAUGAAUCAAUUGUACAGAAGUUUCUCAAUGGUUGUAAUGAAAUUUGUUUCUGGAAUAUUUUUCUCUCUUGUACAAUAUUCACACAUUAUUAACAGUAUUUUUUUUUCUUGGUCAUGUACAGUAGUAUACAAUGUCAAAUGAAGAGUUUUUUGAAGCAUACAAACUGUAAUGGGUUUUUGGAGUUUGUGGAAUCAGAUUUAGGAAUAUUUACAAGAAAUAAAUAUUUUACAUCUUUAA
This is a messenger RNA of Trichomycterus rosablanca, 16728 nucleotides long. RefSeq names its product lysine (K)-specific methyltransferase 2Ca (gene kmt2ca). Lineage: Eukaryota; Metazoa; Chordata; Actinopteri; Siluriformes; Trichomycteridae. The transcript is spliced from 62 exons. The record is from RefSeq and is a predicted model, not a curated record. Bases 124 to 15069 code for a protein of 4981 amino acids. Gene Ontology annotation, molecular function: histone binding; transcription coactivator activity; histone H3K4 methyltransferase activity. Gene Ontology annotation, biological process: positive regulation of transcription by RNA polymerase II. Gene Ontology annotation, cellular component: nucleus; MLL3/4 complex.